Messenger RNA from Vitis vinifera (wine grape), 1810 nucleotides. RefSeq names its product histone-lysine N-methyltransferase ASHR2. Gene Ontology annotation, molecular function: protein binding. The record is from RefSeq and is a predicted model, not a curated record. Bases 146 to 1363 code for a protein of 405 amino acids. The transcript is spliced from 2 exons. NCBI's taxonomy places the organism in Eukaryota, Viridiplantae, Streptophyta, Magnoliopsida, Vitales, Vitaceae.
CUGCUAUUAUUUUUUUUUUUCCCAAAAUAUUAGACCCUUUUUCUCUCACUUCUCGUCGCGAGUUACAGGUAGUGCGGUGCGGCGGCCUCUCUCUCUCUCUCUCUCUAUCCCUGCGCCGGAAAGAGGCGAAAAAUUUAGAGGAAGAAUGACUAGUUCUGCUUCAAAGGUGGGAGAGAGCGGCCUGGUGAAGACGGUAGAGAUUGAAGGAAGGGGGAGGGCUCUGGUUGCCUCUCAAUCACUCAGAGGCGGCCAAAUCAUCCUCACAGACUCUCCUAUCCUCCUCUAUUCCGCACAUCCUCUUUCCUCCUCCUCCAACGCUUACUGUUCCAACUGCUUCAGGCACUUACAAACUUGUUCCACCCUCGUCUCCUGCUCUUCAUGCCCUUGUCUCUUCUGCUCCCCCGAUUGCCUCACUCAUGCCCUCUCUUCCUCCCACUCUCCCUGGGCCUGCUUAACCCUAUCUCUUUUGCGCGCUUCUCCCUCUCUCUCACUCUCCCAUUCCGAACGCCAAGUCCAAGCCCGUUUUCUAGUCGCCGCAUACAAUCUCGCCAUCGUCUCCCCUUCCCACUUCCACAUAUUGCUUUCUCUUCAAGGCAUGGCUCUACCCUCCUCUGAUUCUGACGCUCCCACCUUCCUCCAUUCCCUCCUCUCUUCCCUCUCUCCUCCUCAGGGCGUUGCCGGAUUCUCUGUAGAGCUCACCACCGCUUUGCUCGCCAAGGACAAGCUCAAUGCUUUCGGUCUAAUGGAGCCUCCCGCACUUGCCCCAGGCGGCGAGAGAUCCGUCAGAGCUUAUGGAAUCUACCCCAAAGCUUCUUUCUUCAACCACGAUUGUCUUCCCAAUGCUUGCCGAUUCGAUUAUGUCGAUACUGCCUCCCACCAUAAUACUGACAUCACCAUUAGACUCAUUCAUGAUGUUCCCGAGGGAAGUGAGAUUUGUUUGAGUUAUUUUCCCGUGAAUGAGACUUAUGCUGACAGACAGAAGAGGCUGCUGGAAGAUUACGGCUUUACCUGUUAUUGUGACCGUUGUCGGGUUGAAGCUAAUUGGAAAGAUGAUGAUGAGCAAGAGGAGGAGCAGGAUGAUGAGGGCCAAGUGAUGGAUGAGGACCAGGAUGAACAAAUGAUUGGUUCAGAAAAUGAGAUCGAGAUUGGAGAUGGAGGAGGGGAAAAUGAUUUCCCUCACGCCUAUUUCUUUUUGAGAUACAUGUGCACUAGAGAAAAUUGCUGGGGCACACUGGCUCCAUUGCCUCCAUCGGAUUCAGAUGCAUCUCCUUCUAAUCUCAUGGAAUGUAACGUCUGUGGAAACUCGAAGAAGUCUGAUGAAGACUUCAACAGCGAUGAAGACAGGCUCUCUGUGGAUGACUGAGCUCUUUUCACUGUUCGUGUUUACAGCUGAGGAUGUUAUCUUUCUUAUUCCUUGCAAAAAGGGAGAAGAAAAAAAGAAACUAAACUUUCAAAGUUAGAUAACUGCAAAACCACUUCAGACUUGAUACUUUUAUUCUACAGAUAAGCUGAUGUUUUCUGGUGCUUGUUGAGGAAGAUUAUUAGUCACAUUCUCUGGGCUUACGUGCCUAGGAGGAUUGUUUUUGCUGCUGCUGAGUGUUAGUGCUAUGGUACAGUGGGGUUUCUUCUUCUUCUUCUUUUUUUAUUUUUAUUUUUUAAUGCUUGUGGCAUUUUUGUGCUCGCUGAACCAAUUACAUCUUGGGCUGGAUAAAUUUGAAAACUUUGAGCAGGAAACUCGUAUGUAAUUGAUAACUAUAUUUGUCCCGAGUGUGUUUAACCUUAAGCAUGGAACUGUUUAUUAAUCUUCUAA